AUGAGAGGAUCAAGAACAGCUUCUUCAGACAUAAGUGCUUGGUGUUCUGCUGUUGUGUUGUUGUCUUUAAUACUUUUGUUAUCUGUUCGUGAGAACAAUGCUUCUGAUUCGAUCAGAGGUUCUCAAUUCUCAGAUCAGAAACGACCGUGUGAGGAGAUUUACGUCGUCGGAGAAGGAGAAACACUUCACACCAUCGGAGAUAGAUGCGGCGAUCCGUUUGUAGUGGAGCGAAACCCACAUAUCCAUGACCCGGAUGAUGUCUUUCCGGGUCUUGUUCUCAAGAUCGUACCUUAUUACAAAUUGUAA
This is a messenger RNA of Arabis nemorensis, 306 nucleotides long. The record is from the annotation of a GenBank genome assembly. NCBI's taxonomy places the organism in Eukaryota, Viridiplantae, Streptophyta, Magnoliopsida, Brassicales, Brassicaceae.